AUGUUAAGGUUUUAGAAAUUAGGGGAAGAUGAGUAAGCUCGUUUGGAUCAGGAAAGCCUUAAACAAAAAAAGGAAUUGUUAAAAUAAGAAUUUGAACACUAGGAAGAAAUAAGAAAAUAUGACAACCUUUCGAUUGUUUCAUCCAAUGACUUCAAAUUUAAGGCAGAAUUAGAUAAAUUGCAAAGCGAAAACAAAAAAAAACAAUAAGAAUUAGAACUUCUGUUAAAAGCAGGAUAAAAUAAAAGAAAAUCUAAAACAGGAACUUCUUAGAUGCAUGCAUCCACUAGUGGUUACGGGGUUAUUCAUUCUAUAAAUAAUCAUCAUUCUGACCCAUUGUUUGAAACUUUUAGUGGGAAUGUGAAUCUUAAGUUAUUAGAUUUGGAAUAGAGAGAUUAAUAUAUAGAAUCAUUGCUGUUGUAGGAAUCUCGUUAUGAAAAUUUGAUAUUGGAGGAGUAGGAGAAGAGUGAGUCCUUGCAAAAGAUCCUAGUUGAAAUUGAAAAAUCUAAACUAAUCUAACAACGAAAAUGUGAAGAAUUACAAAUUAUACUAAGCAAAGCAGAUAAGAGGUUUAAUAAUACUGAUGCUGUUAAAUUGAUGGCCGAAAACAAGAAGUUUUUAAGUAAGAAGAACCUAUAAUCUAUAAAAAAUGAGUUUGGUUAAAUGAAGUAAAUGUAAGACACUUACAAACAUUCAUAGGAAAAUAAAUAAUAAUAAUUGUAAAAGAUACUAUAUGUUGGUGAAGAAAACAUAGGACAUAAUGUUUUAAAAAUGGAGGAAGCAGAACGAUUUAUAGAUGCUUAAAAUAAAGAGUUUGAGAUUUUAGAAGAGAAGAAAUAAAAUUAAUUGAAAAAGAAAUAAGAAAGCAGAUAUAUUCUUACUUAUAUUGAAUUUUUUGAGAUUUUUGAAUAAAUAUUCAUGAACAAAGAGAAACCAAAUGAAAUUAGAUUGGUUGAUCAAUACACAGUGAAUGAGGAAUUUUUAUAAAAAUGGAAUCAUAAUUAAUAAAAUGAUAAUUUAUAAUAAGAACAAGAGAUGAACUUUGAUAGAAAUGAAUUGCUCUCUCAAAUCAAUAAAUUCUAUUAAGACAAUGAAUAAAGAACUGAGUACAUACUUGAGUUUAUGUUAGAAAAGUAUUGGCAUCUUCAAUAAGAAUUAACUAAACAAAGUAUUUCUUAUGAAAAUCUCUUAAAGCAAAAGGAACUUCUUUUGGAUGAAAUUGAGAAUCUAGAUUAUGAGUUAGAAGAAUUAAAAUUGAAGAAUCCAAAUUUAGAAAUUCAUGAGUAGUCAAUUGUGGCUGAAGAUGCUGGUUUAAUGAAUCUUAAAAAUGAAACUACAACUCUAAAUAUUAAGAAAAUGGAAAUAGAAGAACAUCCUGAACAGGUAGUUUGGAUAAAGGCUACUAAAACUUAAGGAUUAUUAAUGAACUUUUAACUUGGAUUAGCUGAAUACUUACAUAGAAUUUAUUAAAUUAUUUAAGCCAUUGAUUAGAAAAAUAAGGAAAAUAAGAAGUUUAAGUAUCCAAGCUUAAAUAAUGAAAUAAAUGGUAUAAAUUUAUUGAUAUCGAAAAUAUAUAAUAUAAGCAAAAGUUAGAAUCAAAAUAAUGAGUUAACUCAAUAACAUUUAAACCAAUUUGCAAUUCAUAAUAUUGUAAUUGAAGUGUUUCCUGCAUUCAAAGAAUAAGAAUAGCAUCAAAUCAGUUAGUAUUUCUACAUUUAAAGCAAAACAGAUUAAAUCCUAUGGUUUAAUUUGAGUGUUGAAAAUUUAACCAACUUUUUAAAAUCUUAAGAGAAUUCAUCAUUAUAAAAGUUACUCAGUCCAGAUAUCAUUAAUGAAUUUAGAGAUCAAUUGAUCGAAAUAUUUAAAUAUAAUUUUCAUAAAUUAUUUGAAUAUUAUCAAACAAUGUAUAAAAAGAUUAGAGAUAUCAGUUCAGAUUUAUUGUAAUUUUUAAAAGAAAUUAAUCCAAAGUUUGAUAUUAAAAAAUUAACAAAGCUACUAUUGAGGGAAGGUCAAGACAUUUAAUCAGCUAAAGAUUUGAUUAUAAGAAGAAUGAUGGAAUAUAAAACUGGAGAAAUCAUACCAUUAAAUAGUAAAAAUGAUUUGAAUAAAAUAUAAAAUCUAAGACCAAAAACAGAAGAGGAACAAAUCUAAAGUGUUUCUUAGCAACAAUAAUAAUAAUCUGAUUAAUCAGAUCCCUCUUUAUUGUUUCCAAAAAAAGAAAGAUUGGACGAAGAUAAAUUGUCUUAAAUUUAAACAUUCUUUAGGGCAAAAAUAAGAGAAAAAAAUGAAUAAUUGAGAGAUCAAAAACAUAAUGAUACUAUUUCAACUAAAGAUAGGCCAGGUAGUAAUGUAGAACAAUUAAAUUCUGAAAGUAUCUCCAUGAUUAAAGGUGAAAAUAAGAUGAACAGAGCAAAAUCAAAAAAAUUGGUAGAGAGUAAGACAGCUCGUAAUUUAAAGGAUGAUUUGGAGUAAGAAAGGAGUUUAUUGAAGGCAUAAAUAGCUGCUGAUUUAUUAAGAUUGAAAGAAGAAUAAGAAAGAAAAGAUAAACCUUUAAUGAAAGAGUAAUAAAAUGAAAUUAAAGUGCAGAUAAAACAGGCAACUGAGAGAUUGUAUGGGGAAAGACAAUAUACAGUUUAGAUAAUGAGAAAUAUGGCAUAAACUACUGGGAUUCUAAGUGACAUUAAUUAAUUAGAGCAUUUCUCUUCAAAAAUAGAGUCUCCUUAAUUAGUUGGCCAAUUUGUUAUUUAAAGAAAGAAUUUACAUAGGAAUUUAAAUAAAGAGUUAGGUUUACCAACUUUAUCUUAUUUGAAACCUACUAGUGCUUAUUAUUCUAGGAGAAAUCAAUCUUCUGAAUAAAUUAAGGCUAUGGAUUAUAAAAGAUAUAAUGAAAUAGAAAAUGGAGUUAGUUCACGACCUUAUACUUAAUAUUAAUCAAGUCGCAAGCCUUAAACUACUUCCAAUAACAAUAGCUCUAGAAAAAGAACCAAUCAAAAUUAGGAUGAAUUAAAAAAUAAAUAUUCAGGAAGAACAAGAGUGACAAACAAUAAUGAUUCAAUGAAUAAAUUUCCUGUAGCAUGCGAGAUAUUUUAAUAUGAAUAACCCAAAUCACUAUUAGUGCCAAUAGCAUCAUGA
Messenger RNA from Paramecium octaurelia, 3129 nucleotides. The record is from the annotation of a GenBank genome assembly. Lineage: Eukaryota; Ciliophora; Oligohymenophorea; Peniculida; Parameciidae.